This is a messenger RNA of Coregonus clupeaformis (lake whitefish), 1383 nucleotides long. RefSeq names its product RING finger protein 141. Gene Ontology annotation, molecular function: ubiquitin-protein transferase activity. The transcript is spliced from 8 exons. Gene Ontology annotation, biological process: protein autoubiquitination. Bases 384 to 1067 code for a protein of 227 amino acids. The record is from RefSeq and is a predicted model, not a curated record. Lineage: Eukaryota; Metazoa; Chordata; Actinopteri; Salmoniformes; Salmonidae.
CAGCUCUACUAGCGCUAUAGAAGCCACAACAUAAACUCCCAAACAAAUUAAACGUUGCUGAUUGCAUGUGGGUUGUAAAAUAUCGAUGUUGACACGUAGCCAUACCAGGACUGAUGGAAGUGCUUUCCCGAAUGCACUGUAUAAUUAUUCAGUGCGCCACUAUCAAAACGUUUUUGUGAGGAAGGAAAACAGUCAAUUUGACCCUGCCCUGGGAUCCAAUGAGCUUCCUAAACAAGAUCAUGAGCGCACACCGGCAUAUAGCCUCUGUCCCGGUCAGCACUACUGGCAGGCCCAGCGGCACUACAGUGGCAAAAGCGGCAUGGCCCUCUUGUGCUGAAUGAGGCACGGUCUUCCCAUAGUGCUGUUGAUUGAGUGCGGUCAGGAUGGGCCAGCAGAUCUCAGGCCAGGCGGUGAUGACCCAUCUACCUGAGAAGCUGGUGAAACAUGCAGGGCUGGUACGCGACAGCGGCUACCUCAACUACGAUGAGUUCCUGGCCAGGGUGGCAGAGCUCAAUGACGUGACGGCUAAACUAGCAACUGGACAGCAAAAACAUCUGAUCUUUGAAGUCCAGACUGGCUCGGACACCUCUGCUCUGUGGAAAGUGGCUGUGAGGAUAGUUUGUACCAAGAUCAACAAAGAGAAUGGGAUGGUGGAGGCGUCUCGCAUCAUGAACCUGUACCAGUUCAUCCAGCUGUACCAUGACAUCACCAGCCAGGCAGCAGAGGUGCUGUCAGCAGAGGGCGCCAGCCUCGCGUCUGGAACACUCCCGUCAGGGGACUCCUGCCAGGCCAGCAUGUGGAUGGGCAGGGUAAAGCAGUUGACUGAUGAGGAGGAGUGCUGUAUCUGCAUGGAUGGGAAAUCUGACCUCAUUCUGCCCUGUGCGCACAGCUUCUGUCAGAAGUGCAUUGACAAGUGGAGUGGGCAGAGCAGGAAUUGUCCGAUAUGCCGCUUGCAAGUGACCGCUGCCAAUGAGUCGUGGGUGAUGCCUGAUGCCCCUACAGAGGAGGACGUAGCUGGCUAUAUCCUCAACCUGGCUGACGAGGCAGGCCAUCCGCACAGACCUUAAACUACUCAACACUGAGGCACUUUGAUUAACCACUGACAGACAAACUGAUAUCAAGAAUAGUUUGGGGAAGGGUCUGGAGUUUUUUGCCAGGAAAAGCACCUUGCCCUGGUUUUGGGUGUAUGUAGAUAAGAUGGUUUGCUUUAUAGGAAUUUGCCUGCUGUGAUGGUUUAUAUUUCUUUUAUGUUCUUUUUCUUUUUACUUUUCCAUAUUAUUUCAAGAUGACUUUUACAUGAUUGCUCUUAAACUUUGUGUGUGUGUAUGUACAGUACCAGUCAAUAGUUUUAGAACACCUACUCAUUCAAGGGUUUUUCUUAAU